Xyrauchen texanus (razorback sucker) is the source of this 2735-nucleotide messenger RNA. RefSeq names its product coiled-coil domain containing 28B (gene ccdc28b). NCBI's taxonomy places the organism in Eukaryota, Metazoa, Chordata, Actinopteri, Cypriniformes, Catostomidae. The record is from RefSeq and is a predicted model, not a curated record. Bases 161 to 802 code for a protein of 213 amino acids. The transcript is spliced from 6 exons.
AAGUAGGAUAGCUCUCACUGGAAACAAAACGCAUUUGAUAUCUGCAUUUAAAAACUCCUGUAUAAUUGUAAUGGAAAAACCAACACGAGCGCGCUGAAUUUGCUUUGGAAAGCUCAGAGAGCUUCACAUUUAUCCGCUAGCCGAAAGUGCCACUGAACUAAUGGAGGACAAGAGGAAGAAAAGGAGUCCCAAAGUGUCCCUUCCCCAGCCGCCUCCUCCUCCGAUCAACCCUCGGAAACUCUCUGUUCUCCCGGCGAGUAAGAGUGCCACAUUCACGCUGGGUCUGCCGCAGCCUCCCUCUCCCAAACACAGGGGCAAGUACAAGAGAUCGGUGGGGGCAAUGGGUCCAUCUAAAGAAGCCCUUGCUGUUCCCAUGGUUCCCCCCAAAAAUACAAGGCCUCACAGAGAGAAACCCAGAGCUCCUCAGCCUGCUGGGUCCAGCCAUGUGUCACAGUCCUCCUCACCCCUCCAGCACUCAUUUCUCACAGACGUCUCUGAUGUGAGAGAUAUGGAAGGAGGUCUCCUCAACCUGCUCAAUGACUUUCACUCUGGAAAACUGCAGGCUUUUGGUAAGGUGUGUUCCUUUGAACAGCUAGAGCAUGUGAGGGAGAUGCAGGAACGUCUGGCCCGACUACACUUCAGUCUGGACAGUCACGUGGAGGAGCUGUCAGAGGACCAGAGAAAAACUGCAUCAGAUCGCAAUCUGGAACACCUGCUCUCUAAUCUGGAAGAAUUGAGCAGCUCAAUACAGAAACUUCACCUGGCAGAAAAUCAAGACUUGCCCAAGACCUCCAACACCUGAGCGGAAAGCCAAACUCAGCUGACCAUCAAAACACUGUGCAAACCAAAUCCCAAGUUGCCAUGGUUAAAACUUAUCUGCAAGAGCUAAAAUGAGUGCCAUCAUAGUUAUCGGUGUCUAAAUGCUAUAUUAAGUAACAACAACAACAACAACAACAUCAAAGCACAUUCACAAUCUGAAUGAAAUUGAAUUUAAUUUCUUUUGACACUUUUCUGAACGUUCUGAUCUUUGCAUUUCAAUAUGAAAUCUUACUUUGAGAUUACUUAGAUUUUUGUUAUGUUGGUCCUUAUACCUAAAAGGUAAUUUUUUGUUGCAGUGCUUUAAAGCAUACAUUUGUUUGAACAGAUGCUAAUUGUAGUUUAGUUAAGAAUUGCAUAGGCUGAUUUUAUAGGUUCAGCCCUGGUAAAAAAAAAAAACACCUGUUGGUUGGUGAGACACCACCUCAUUCAUCAUGUGCGUUUUAGUGAGAGGUUAUGUGCAUGCGUGCAAAAGAGAGAGAGGGUGUGACUUUUCAGAAGUUUGUGUAGUAUUUCAUCAGUGCAAGGGACAGUGGUUGGAGAAGUGGAUUCUCCCAAAUUGUCUAGUUUCUAUAUGACGAUGAAAUUAUUCCCGACCCAGCACAUUUCUUGUCAUUUUCCCUCUUAAAAUUUGAUAUGAGCAGCCACUAGGGAAUGACAUAGUCAUUUUAAGGUAAAGUUAUGCAAUGUCUCUAAUUAUAAUAGCAGGAGUUUCAUGUCACACAUUUUAAAAUCUCUUAAGAGAAAAAAAAAAGAUUUAGUGUGCGAUUAAAGACUGCAAUCUUCACAGGGACAUCGCCAGAACAUAUGGAACAGGAAGCACUAUUAACUUACAGAUAAGCUAGUGAUAUUUUAUCAAAGCAAUAACCACACCAAUAUAUCUUAAUUAAACCCACUGCUAUAGCCCAAUGUGGUGACACCACAGAAAAUUUUCAGCAUAUAUUCCAUAAAAAAGAGAUUUCACGUACCAUAUUGUAUGUUCCAUUUAAAAACAAUGGAGCAAAUUAAUUAUUUUUGUAUGUUAUUACGUCUCCAUAAUAUACCUAUUAAUAGUUAUUAAAGUGAAUCGAGCAAGAAAAUAUGUGCGAUUUGUUUUUCCAUCAGCAUGAAACCCAUUUAGACUAAAGGUAAGCUUCUCCCGUCCCACUAACGUUAGUGUUUGGAUUUGGGUAGGAGAAACUGACCUUUUGUUACAGAUAAAUGUCUCGGUUAAGUAUGUAACCUUGGUUCGAGACAUGCACCUGGGUCUCAAACAUCAUAGCCAAUAUUAGAAUACUGGUGUUAUUUUAGAGAGGUUUCAACUAGGUCAUGUGGAAGGACAACUCCCCAUAUGCGUUAGCACGCAAUGUCAAGUGUACUGAGACAAAAGGGAAAUUCAACUUUAUCACGGGGAGGCAAUCGGACACAGUAAGCAGUGGAUUGAGUGAGCUAUACACGAGUGAAAAUUUAACUAUAAUUUUUAUAAUUCCAUUGAUUUUCAAGGUUGGGGGGUGAAAAUAUGAAGUCAAAGAGUCGAUUCCAGCAGCUGUCGUCAGGAAUCGGAUUUGACAAAAAAAAACUAGAAAUCGAACAGCCCUAUUGUAAAUGACUUUGGAGUAACUGCAAACUCACUCAGGACUGCUGAGACCAUUGAUCGUAGUGCCUCUUCUCAGUAUAUAGAUUACAAUGAUUGCUUUACAGUAAACUCUCCAUGGGACCCUCAAAAUGAAAGAACUUGACCUUUUUGUAGAUGUUUGUACUUGGAAUAGAUGUACAGUAAUUUUAAACUAUAUGUUAUAUACCAUGUUUGUAAACUAGUUGUUUUUAAAAGAGCUAUUUAAUUUUGAUCAAGAAACAAUCUGAUAGAAUUUGUUUAUUCUUGAUGACGCUGAUGGAAAUACAGUAUUUGUGUGUGUUAUAUUUGUAUAAUAAAAGAGUAA